CGUGCAUAUUUACACUGUUCUCGGGUAUCUCCUUCACUCAACCGUGCCCUAAAUCAAUAUCAGCGGAUUUUCGAGGGCGUAAACUUGAGUGAGGCAGAAGGCAUGCUUUUUUCUCAUCAAACAAUUCAGUGAAUUCUCAGAGUGGGAAAGAAAUAUGUACAAGGAAACACAGGGAUAUGGAGCCUCCAGCUGCUAACACAGUCCUCUGGAUUGCAAUCUGUGUGGGCUGUAGGAAUAGCACAUGGAAGAGGGGGAAAGAAGCAAGAUUCCUUACUCUUCCACCCACCCACUCCUGGAAUCCAACAUGUGGCUCUGGACUCUUGGCUAAAUGAACUCCGAUGAGCAUUACCUACUUUUCUGAUGAGGCCUCUUGCCUGCCUGCAGGGCAGUCGACUAAAUUUGCAGUUUGGCAUCAUCACCCUCUGUCUCGUGGCAGGGUGGGCUUUCCUGGCCCAGGGAGAAGAAGUGUCAUUACGAGUAUCCCAACCCAGUGUGAACACCACCGUUGGGCAGAACGUUUUGCUGUCGGUUGCGUAUGCCUGUGAGAGGCCCCCGGUCAUCGAGUGGAAACACACAUCACCCAGGGGCACCACAAAGGUUGCGGAGUGGAAGCCAGCAAGUUACACCAACAUAUCCAGCAGUUACGAAGACCGAGUGAACGUUUAUGAAAAUGGCUCUCUUCAGCUCCUGAAGGUGGAUCUGAGAGAUUCUGGUUAUUAUUUAGUCACAGUGAGGGAUGAGUUCGGGAUCACCUUCUACGGCACCAUCCUAUUGAAUGUUUAUGAGAUUCUCUAUGAAGACUUGCACUUCGUAGCUGUCUUUUUUGCCUUUCUCACAGCUGUGUCCGGCCUUCUAGUCUGCCUUAUGUGGUUAUGCAAUAAAUCUGUUCACCUGCUUCAGAUGGAGAGGAGUCAACUCAAAGCCAGCGAAACUGAAGAGACUGAGCUGCAAGUGAUGGGCUGUUAGCGAAGGACUAUUUAAGCACAGACCAGGUUCUUUCACUUAAGAAGAAAGAAAAGCUUUUGUACUUUUCUUUUGUGGCCUGAUUGAUGGAAAAGAAAGUGACCUGUGGAAGCCGGAGAGAUGCUGUCAUUUCAGUCCCAUAACUUACAGUGGACAUGUUCCAGGAGGGUUUCUGUUAUUUCACCUGCACCAUCUUCAGACACUUGACCCGCCACUGGUAAUGUCAGGAUGACAUGGCUGAGGACUUAAAGGUGCUAAAGAUUACCCACAAUAGCCCUGAAUGCACGUAGGAAGAAGACUGAAUUGUUUUAAAAUGCUGCAACUGUUUAUUAACAUAUCAAAAUUUAAAAAUACAUUAAAAAGACAAAGGCAACUGGUGGUAAUGUCUUCCCCCCCCCCAUCAAAGUCACUGGUAUUUUGUUUGAUGCAAGAAUUUGGAAUAAUAAUCUAGAAGUUCCCCCACUAAUUUUUCGAUGCCAGACCAGGAAAAAAUAAAGUAGGACUGCUGUACCUGUGGGACCAGUACCUCCUGUUUCAGUUAUGCACUGAUGGAAAUUAAAU
Molecule: messenger RNA, 1524 nt
Organism: Pogona vitticeps (central bearded dragon)
Lineage: Eukaryota; Metazoa; Chordata; Lepidosauria; Squamata; Agamidae
Source: RefSeq, a predicted model, not a curated record